AUGUUGUCGUUGGUUUUUUGUUGUUUUUACCAUGUUGUUUUUUAUUGUGCGCUGUGCCUCGUAAAACCCGUCACCGUCCUACCCAUCACCGUCGAAGUCACCGUCCUACCCAUCACCGUCGAGGUCACCGUCUUACCCAUCACCGUCGAAGCCACCGUCACCGAGGUCAACGCGUCACCACCGGCAUUGGCUGCGUACGUCUUUAUUCUAAAACUUUAUUAUAAUUUGUUGUGUUAUUUUUAUUCGUCAUCCCCGACGAAUCCCCCAGAUUGGCCAGUCCCUGUGUAA
Molecule: messenger RNA, 288 nt
Organism: Macrosiphum euphorbiae (potato aphid)
Lineage: Eukaryota; Metazoa; Arthropoda; Insecta; Hemiptera; Aphididae
Source: the annotation of a GenBank genome assembly